GUCCUGCAAGUUGAGAGAAAGUCAACUUAUCGUGUUUUUGCAAAGAGAUACAUAGAGAUUUAUAUUUAUUUAUUUUUUUGCUGGGUGAUUAUCACUGAAGGGGACCAUGGUUAUGUUGAAGAUCUCUGCUUUCCUUGUUGCCUACGCCCUGGUCAUUUGCCAGAUGUACUGCUCACAAGCCGCUCCUGCCAGACCGGGUUUAGAGUCCAUGUCAGAUCGAGUCACGCUCACGGACUACGAGGCGCGAAGGUUACUCAACGCCAUUGUCAAGGAGUUUGUGCAGAUGACGGCGGAGGAGCUGGAGCAGCAGGCGACUGAAGGAAACAGCGUUACAGCACAGAAGCGAGCCUGCAACACGGCUACCUGCGUCACUCACCGCCUGGCGGACUUCCUCAGCCGAUCGGGGGGCAUGGGCAACAGCAACUUCGUCCCCACCAACGUCGGCGCCAAGGCCUUCGGGAGGCGGAGGAGAAACGUCCAGAUGUGAGCACCCCAAACCUUCAGGGAAACGAGGUUGAAUCCUGACGAGAAAAACCUGAGAACAAAAAUCAACAAAAACAAAAAUCAAGCAGAAAAUAAACAGUGGACUGGCCCUUUAUCCAUCCCUCACCUUCUUACUGGAAAAAGAAAGAAAAAAAGACCCACCGGACUCUCGUCCCCAUCUCCAUCCUGUUAGUGAAACCUUUUGCUUUCAGCAAAUAAGAGAAAAAAGAGAAAAAAAGCACUUUAGUUUCUGUACAUGAACAAAUGAACUCCUGAAGAAAGAAAAAACAUGGUUCCUCUUUUUUAUACAUGAGUAUGAUUGGAAAAUAAAAUGAAAGCAGCAGUGGUUAUCACCUGAUUUUCUUCCUCCUUUCUCCUCCUUAGAGCACAUUUCCUCCAUGCUCCUCAUCUUUCCAGAUCCAUACUCUCCACAUUUCCCACAAUCCCCUCUGCCCCAAAGCCCCCCCACCCCCCAUUUUCCUGUGUGCCAGAGGGACGCCAUUAAAGAUCAGCCUACCCAAGGCCCCCCCACAACGGCUGUUGUCUUGUGCCUUGAUGUAGAACAAUUUACAUGAACAUGAUUGUACAGUUCUGUUUCGAGACGCUAAAGAAGAGCCGAGCGAGGACGGAGAGAAU
Molecule: messenger RNA, 1119 nt
Organism: Cheilinus undulatus (humphead wrasse)
Lineage: Eukaryota; Metazoa; Chordata; Actinopteri; Labriformes; Labridae
Product: calcitonin gene-related peptide-like
Exons: 5
Coding region: 107-487 (126 amino acids)
Cellular component (GO): extracellular region
Molecular function (GO): calcitonin receptor binding; hormone activity
Source: RefSeq, a predicted model, not a curated record